This is a messenger RNA of Puma concolor (puma), 561 nucleotides long. It is a transcript of the gene CDRT4, whose product is annotated as CMT1A duplicated region transcript 4. The record is from RefSeq and is a predicted model, not a curated record. NCBI's taxonomy places the organism in Eukaryota, Metazoa, Chordata, Mammalia, Carnivora, Felidae.
AUGGGGAAUCACCGAGACCUGUCAGGUAUCUGGGCCUUGAAUGUGAAGAAGAACUCUUUAAUGAUGGAGGUGAUUGAAGCAAGAAAGGCGAAGAGAGACAAAGAACUCACAGAGAACAUCGGGCUUCCCCUGAGUCUGCUUGAAAAGCACAGCCCGUGGCCAGCCUAUGUCACCUACACGUCCCCGAUGGUGAAAAAACUCAUUGAGAGAAGCAAAGCCAGGGACCUGGGUUCUAUGCAAGCACUUGAAGAAAGCCAGCGGGCCUCAAGGCAGAGCCAACCUUCCGGCAUCGCGCAGCUGAAAAGGAGAAAGUCAUCUAAGUCCUCCGGAGACGCGAUGUCCAAGGACGGGAGGUCAGAGACCAUGUUAUCGGUAUGGAGCACGUAUUCGGUGACGAGCCUGGGGCCCGCCGUCAUGCCCGAACCGAUACGCUUUCAUACGGAGUCCAGAGAAAACCCCACUGCAAACUAUAACAAGAUCAUCUUCUCUCGAAAACCUAUGAUGAGGAUCCUUCCAUACAGCUCACUUCUAGCCAACAAGGAGACACAUUCGAAUAUUUAG